Corylus avellana is the source of this 1574-nucleotide messenger RNA. The record is from RefSeq and is a predicted model, not a curated record. NCBI's taxonomy places the organism in Eukaryota, Viridiplantae, Streptophyta, Magnoliopsida, Fagales, Betulaceae.
AAAUAAUUCAUCCACGCACUGCUAUAACUUUAGCUCAAGGUUGUUGAGAAGGCAUAGAAUCUAGCUCAACCUAAUUGAAAGCCCAUACACAUAAACAGAUCAUUCAUUCCUUGCAAUGUGAUGUUAUUAUUGAUUUUUACAUUACAUAAAAACAUUUGAAAAAUACACAUUUUCAACUUUAAAAGAAAUGCUGAGUUUUAAUUCUAUAUUUCCAAACACUGAUCUUAUUCUUUUUUUUGUCCAAACAGUAUCAGGGAGACAACAAUAUGUGCUUAAGUAUGACAAGGGCCUUACAAUCAAAUUGCUAAAGUUCAUGACCAUAGACUACGGUCUAUUCCAAGCAGUAAAAAUGAUAUUGGGGGCUCCUUGUGUGAUUGUGUUUUUGAUCUAUAAAUGGCGUAGGAGGCAUUUAUCAAUGUAUGACAUUAUUGAAAAAUUUCUACAAAGCCACAAUAAUCUAAUGCCAAUAAGGUACUCUUACUCAGAAGUUAGGAAGAUGACCAAAGGUUUCAAGGACAAAUUAGGUGAAGGAGGCUAUGGCACUGUAUAUAAAGGAACACUUCGAAGUGGUCGUCUUGUGGCUAUAAAGAUGUUAAGUAUGUCCAAAACUAAUGGACAAGAUUUUAUGAAUGAAGUUGCAACCAUUGGAAGGAUUCACCAUGUUAAUGUAGUGCAACUCAUUGGUUUUUGUGUUGAAGGAUCAAAACGUGCUCUUGUAUAUGAGUUUAUGCCUAAUGGUUCUCUGAAUAAAUACAUAUUUUUGCCAGAAGUGAGUACACUCCUAAGCUAUGAUAAAAUGUAUGAUAUAGCUUUAGGAGUGGCUCGUGGGAUUGAAUAUCUACAUCAAGGAUGUGACAUGCAGAUUUUACAUUUUGAUAUCAAGCCUCACAAUAUUCUUCUUGAUGAGAAUUUUACUCCCAAAGUUUCUGAUUUUGGCCUAGCAAAAUUGUAUCCAAUAAAUGGAAGCAUUGUUUCCUUGACUGCUGCAAGAGGAACGUUAGGAUACAUGGCCCCUGAAUUGUUUUACAAAAAUAUUGGAGGCAUUUCAUACAAAGCUGAUGUUUAUAGUUUUGGAAUGUUACUAAUGGAAAUGGCAGGUAGAAGAAAGAACUUAAAUGCAUUUGCAGAACACUCGAGCCAAAUAUACUUCCCUACUUGGGUUUAUGACCAAUUGAAUGAUGGAAACGACAUAGAAGCGGAAGACGCCACAGAGGAGGAAAGGAAAAUAGGCAAGAAGAUGAUCCUUGUCGCCUUAUGGUGCAUACAAAUGAAGCCUAGUGAUCGUCCUUCAAUGAACAAAGUCGUACAUAUGCUUGAAGGAGAAGUUGAAUUCUUACAAAUGCCUUCCAAGCCUUUCAUGUCAUCACUAGAGAGAAUCAUAACAGGUAGUGAAGAGAACUCGAAUCAAUCAAAUGAAUCAAGUCAAUCAUCUCAAUUUUAGAUGUAAAUUAAUUUAAGUCUUUCAUUAAUUUAGUACAUUUCCACUAAAGGAGGCAAUUAGUUUUCUCAUAUAUAUUUGAUAGUGCAAAGAUACUUGAUAUUUAUAUGCAACAAAUAAGAGUUUGUUUGAUUUA